AUGCCGCCCAAAUCGAAGGCGGCCGCCGCCGCCGCCGCGGAGCCGGUAGCCGUCGAGGACCUCUUCACCUCGCUCCACCGCCACAUCGAGGCCGGUGCUUUCGAACAGGCCGCUAAGGUCGCCGACCAAGUUCUCAAGGCGGCGCCGGGGGAUGAGGACGCGGUGCGAUGCAAGGUGGUGGCAUACAUCAAGGCCGACGAGAUCGACAAGGCGCUCGCCGCGAUCCGCGCCGCCGAGCGCCUCCCGAUUGACCUCAGCUACUACAAGGCCUACUGCUGCUAUAGGCAAAACAAACUGCAAGAAGCUCUGGAGCUUUUAAGAGGUCAAGAAGAAACUUCAGCUGUUCUCCAGCUGGAAUCCCAGAUCUUUUACCGGCUAGGAAGAAUGAAUGAUUGCAUGAGUAGCUAUGAGAAGCUUCAGAAAUUUAAAAUUGACUCAAUGGAUCUGAAGAUAAAUAUCAUUGCUGCUCUGGUUGCUGCUGGAAGGGCUUCUGAGGUGCAGGCAGCUAUGAAGGCGCAUAAGGUUGAUCUUACCACGAGAGCACUCAGGGAUACUCGUAGCUUUGAGCUCGCAUACAAUUCUGCUUGCUCCUUGAUAGAAAACAAGAAGUACUCUGAAGCUAAGGAGCAGUUGGACUUGGCUAAAAGAAUUGGGAAAGAAGAGCUUAUGGUGGAAGACUAUGGUGACACGGAGAUUGAAUAUGAAUUAGCUCCUGUGUCUGCUCAGCUUGCUUAUGUGCAGCAGCUACAAGGACAAUCUCAAGAAGCUAUGCAAACCUAUGUUAAUAUGAUAAACAGGCUGUCAGCUGAUCCAUCAUCACUUGCUGUGGCAACAACAAACCUUAUUUCACUAAAAGGUACAAAAGAUACUGCAGAUAGCUUGAAGAAGCUUGAUCGGUUUAUUGGAACAACUACAGCUCCAAACCAGUUGCAUCUUGUUGAAAACCUUGACUUCAAGUUAUCCCCAAGGCAGAAAGAAACUCUGUAUUCUGCACGUGUUCUUCUACUGCUCCAUGCAAAUAAAACUGGUCAGGCACAUGAGUUGGUCAGUGGACUGCUUGGUAUGUUUCCAGAUAGCGUAUUCCCUGUUUUACUUCAAGCCGCUGUUCAUGUGAAAGAAAAGAAGGUUCAGAAAGCUGAAGAUGUUCUUAGCCAGUACGCUGAGAAACAUCCUGAGAAUUCUAAAGGGCUGCUCCUUGCACUUGCUCAGAUUGCUGCUAAUGCCAACCAUUUUCAGCUUGCUGCUGACUCACUAUCCAGAAUACCUGACAUCCAGCACAUGCCUGCAACAGUUGCUACAUUAGUGGUUCUUAAAGAGCGCCUAGGUGACUCCAAUGCUGCAGCUUCUGUACUUGAUUCUGCUAUCCACUGGUGGAAGAAUUCCAUCACUGAGUAUAACAAAUUAGAUAUAUUAACACGGGAGGCUGCUGCAUUUAAACUCAGUCAUGGACGUGAUGAAGAGGCUUGUUUGUUGUACGAGGAACUUGUGAAGAGCCAUGGAAGUGUUGAAGCUUUGGCUGGGCUAGUGAUGACUUCAGCACGCACUAACCUGGAGAAGGCUGAACAAUACGAGAAGAAGCUGAAGCCAUUGCCAGGCCUCAAAGGAGUUAAUGUUGAGAGCUUGGAGAAGACAUCUGGUGCAAGGCAUGUUGAAGGGCCCCAAGACAUGAAGGUAGAUGUUCCUGAGGAAGUGAAGAAGCAAAAGGCUAAGAAGAGGAAGCGCAAGCCUAGAUACCCGAAAGGCUUUGAUCCAGCGAACCCAGGGCCGCCACCAGAUCCUGAGAGAUGGCUACCCAGGAGAGAGAGAUCCAGUUACCGUCCAAAGAGGAAGGAUAAGAGGGCUCAGGUCAGAGGUGCUCAAGGAGCUGUGUCUAGGGAGACAGCGGCUACCAAUGCUGGUGGUUCCUCAAAAGGAAACCAAACCACUAGUUCAUCCAAGACACCAGCGGCAAAUACUGAUCAGCCAAAAACUAGCAACAAAUCCAGGAAGAAGAAGUCCAGGUCUUAG
Miscanthus lutarioriparius is the source of this 2007-nucleotide messenger RNA. The record is from the annotation of a GenBank genome assembly. NCBI's taxonomy places the organism in Eukaryota, Viridiplantae, Streptophyta, Magnoliopsida, Poales, Poaceae.